CUUUAUAACCAUUGCCAUGUUUUUCUCUAUACAGGGUCCUACAAACAGCAUGUUUAGCUCAAUUUCUGGAGGUUCAACUGGUAUAACAACCGCAAACCUAACGGCUGCCUCAAUUCUCCCAUCUCUGCAAUUCAUUUUGCAGCAGAACUCCACACAGAGGGAAGAACUUAUGAAAUUGAUCAAGUAUGUGGAACAAACCUCUGGUAAGCAUGCUGAGUCAACUGAGGUUGUCACAAGUGACCUGUUGCAGAUGCCUCCUGCUACCACCAGAGAGAGAGAUCUGCAGUCUCAGGUGUUUCAUAUGCAGCAAAGUAUUGGGAGCCUUGUUGAGGAAUUGCAGAGGCAGAAGAUGAAAAAUGCCCAGUUAGAAAGACAACUAAAUACUUUGGUGAACAAAGAGGAGGAUGCACAAUGAUGUUUUUCAUAUUACCACCGCCUUGUGAACAAAAAGAAGCAUAAUUUCUUUAUAGUUGGUUGAGGAAGCCGAAUUUCUACCGGUUGAUUAUUUCUUCAGUGGCUAGCGAGGGUCUUCAAGGUACUUUCGAAGGUAUAGGGCAUUUUUUAUUGUAUUUUAGUGUAUCAUAUGUGUGAACGUGUGUAAGGCAGAUACCCAAUUUUGAAAUGCUAUUCCUUGAGUCACUCUAUCGUGUAAUUUAUUGACUGCUUUUGUAAUUAUAUUCAGUUUGGUCCUCUCUAUGUACUAGCCUCGUUUUUUUUUUAGUCCCCCGGAGCGGGGGUGUUCUUAUUGUUAUUUGUAAGAUACAAGAAAGGACAAAUAUUUUCAUUGUGCAAAAAAAAAAAAAAAAAA
This is a messenger RNA of Quercus lobata, 808 nucleotides long. RefSeq lists its product as uncharacterized. The transcript is spliced from 6 exons. Lineage: Eukaryota; Viridiplantae; Streptophyta; Magnoliopsida; Fagales; Fagaceae. The record is from RefSeq and is a predicted model, not a curated record. The coding region runs from base 17 to 415 and encodes 132 amino acids.